This is a messenger RNA of Alexandromys fortis (reed vole), 1860 nucleotides long. RefSeq names its product methionine adenosyltransferase 2 non-catalytic beta subunit (gene Mat2b). NCBI's taxonomy places the organism in Eukaryota, Metazoa, Chordata, Mammalia, Rodentia, Cricetidae. The record is from RefSeq and is a predicted model, not a curated record. Gene Ontology annotation, biological process: S-adenosylmethionine biosynthetic process. Gene Ontology annotation, molecular function: methionine adenosyltransferase regulator activity. The transcript is spliced from 7 exons. Gene Ontology annotation, cellular component: methionine adenosyltransferase complex.
AACUGCACGAGAUUCCAGGAUUGGAAUGGAAAUGCUAAUUUAAAAGGUCAAGCGGAGCUGCGCCUCACGUUUUUGGCGUCCGUGUGCUCGGUGCGGGCGGAGCAAACAAAGACCCAGCAGAGAAGCCAGACGCCGAUAUUCCUCCCGCUGCUGUUUCCCCAAAAUAGUUGUGGAAUCAUGCCUGAAAUGCCGGAGGACAUGGAACAGGAGGAAGUAAACAUCCCUACCCGGCGGGUUCUAGUUACAGGCGCCACAGGGCUUCUUGGCAGAGCAGUUUACAAAGAAUUUCAACAAAGUAACUGGCACACUGUUGGCUGUGGCUUUCGAAGAGCAAGACCAAAAUUUGAACAGGUGAACCUGUUGGAUUCUGAAGCUGUUCAUCACCUCAUUCAUGAUUUUCAGCCUCACGUCAUAGUACAUUGUGCUGCGGAGAGAAGACCAGAUGUUGUUGAGAGUCAGCCAGAUGCUGCUUCCCAGCUGAAUGUGGGUGCUUCUGGGAAUUUAGCAAAGGAGGCAGCUGCUGUUGGAGCAUUUCUCAUCUACAUUAGCUCAGAUUAAGUGUUUGACGGCACAAAUCCCCCUUACACAGAAGAAGAUAUACCAAAUCCCCUGAAUCUCUAUGGCAAAACAAAAUUAGAUGGAGAAAAGGCAGUCCUGGAAAACAAUUUAGGUGCUGCUGUUUUGAGAAUUCCUGUUCUGUAUGGGGAAGUUGAAAAGCUUGAAGAAAGUGCUGUGACUGUUAUGUUCGACAAGGUGCAGUUCAGCAACAAGUCAGCCAACAUGGACCACUGGCAGCAGAGGUUCCCCACACACGUGAAGGACGUAGCCAGUGUGUGCCGGCAGCUGGCAGAGAAGAGGAUGCUGGAUCCAUCUAUUAAGGGAACCUUUCACUGGUCUGGCAACGAGCAGAUGACCAAGUACGAAAUGGCAUGUGCGAUUGCAGAUGCCUUCAACCUCCCAAGCAGUCACUUAAGACCUAUUACUGACAGCCCCGUCAUAGGAGCACAACGCCCCAAAAAUGCUCAGCUUGACUGCUCCAAAUUGGAGACUUUGGGUAUUGGCCAGCGGACGCCAUUUCGAAUUGGAAUCAAAGACUCGCUCUGGCCUUUCCUCAUUGACAAGAGAUGGAGACAGACUGUCUUUCAUUAGUUUAUGUGCUGUGUAUUUUUUAAAUGAAAAGUAUAGUAUGUGGCACUUUUCAAGAAUAAAGGAAAUAGUUUUGUAUGAGUACUCCUUAAUUGUGACUCAUGAUCCUUCAGGUAAAUGAUGCUGUUGCACUAGGAGAAUGUCGGAGAGACUGAGGGCAGCCAUGCCUUGUUUGCAGUCAUGACUUUGAGUUGAUCGUUUUGUUCUGGUUCACCUUGCUCUUCAAGAAAUAUAAAUUAUGAUCUUCAUGUCUGAGAGCUGGGAUGAAACAGACUGUUAGACUCUGGAUGAAAUGCAUUAUCCAUUCCUGUAACUCCGUUUUUCUUUUGUUUGUGGACCUUUGUAUAUUGAUAGUUUCAGUGCGUGUAGGAUCCUGUGAAAAUCAUCGCUGCUCAUUGUUUGCUUUGCUUGAGCCCAGAUCAAAAUGCUUGAAGAAAAGGAAACUUUAUUUUUGCAACUUUAAGUAUGGUUUUUUACGCUUGGUUCUUAAAGUGUUGUGUAUAUCAGAACUGGAUAGCCUGACACCUCACCUGCAUAGCACCAUGUGGCAGACACUUGAGAGAGAGUGUGUGUGUGUGUGUGUGUUUUAAUAUAAAUACAUAUCUGUCUCUUUCACUUUGUCACCAAGUGAUAUUUCAUACAUGUACUUAUAAUAAUGAGCCUUGUUUGUCUUUUGAUCACUUAUGAAUAACAAUAAAUACUGCUGGCAUGUAA